AUGAGUGGAGGCGUUAAAGCAGUUGUAUCACUCGCGUUUGCCGGCGUUGUUGGUCUUACGUUACUCGUACUGGGAUGUGCCCUGCCAAUGUUUGGAAAUUGGUGGCCAAUGUUUGUGGUGGUGUUUUAUAUUUUAUCACCGAUUCCACUGGUAAUCGCACAGAGAUAUCGUGAAGAUAUGAGCGGUACAUCGGCUUGCGUUGAAUUUGCGUUAUUCGCCACCACUGGUAUCGUUGUGUCGGCAUUCGCGCUUCCAAUGGUUUUGGCUCAUGCAGAUGUGAUCAGAUGGCUGGCAUGUUUUAGUGUGAAUCUUGGCUCUGUGGUGAUGUUUUUAACAAUUCUAAGUUAUUUCUAUUUGCAUGCGGAUGAAGAUGGAACUUUUGCUCAACCGUUGUUUUAA
Molecule: messenger RNA, 399 nt
Organism: Anisakis simplex (herring worm)
Lineage: Eukaryota; Metazoa; Nematoda; Chromadorea; Rhabditida; Anisakidae
Source: the annotation of a GenBank genome assembly